This is a messenger RNA of Quercus lobata, 1077 nucleotides long. RefSeq names its product ankyrin repeat-containing protein BDA1-like. Gene Ontology annotation, molecular function: protein binding. The transcript has 2 exons. The record is from RefSeq and is a predicted model, not a curated record. Bases 1 to 1077 code for a protein of 358 amino acids. Lineage: Eukaryota; Viridiplantae; Streptophyta; Magnoliopsida; Fagales; Fagaceae.
AUGGUGAGUCGUCUUCUACAAGUCGAUGGUGACCUUGUCCGUAUAAAAGGAAGAGAGGGUAUUACUCCUUUGCAUUAUGCAGUAGUAGUAGAUGAUCAACUUGAUCUAUUGGCUGAAUUUCUCUCAGUCUGUCCCGAUUCUAUUGAAGAUGUGACGACUCGAAAUGAGACUGUUCUACAUAUAGCUUUGAAAUAUAAUAAGUUGGAGGCUUUUAAAUUCUUGGUGGAAUGGAUUAGACAAAAAAGGUCUAAGAAUUCCAUAUUUUGGGAGAGGAAAAUCUUGAAUUGGAAGAACGAGGAAGGCAACAUUGUGUUGCACAUUGCAAUAUCCAAGAAUCAACCCAAGGCUGUGAGGUUGUUAUUAAAAUCUGGUGUUGAUAUAAACGCAAAGAAUUUAAAGGGUUAUACAGCAGGGGACAUCUUGGUAGAACAAACACAAGCAGAAAACAACAACGAGAUCAGGGUUAUUCUACAGCGUGCUGGAGCUUUGUUAGCUAAUUCAUCUCCUCCUGAUUAUAAUUAUUCACGUUACCUACGUUCCAUAGUCUCAUCUCUUGAGGAAUCACUAAUACGCCGCUGUCGUAAAUGGAGGAUUUUAUCAGAGGACAAGCGCAAUGCACUUUUGGUGGUUACUACACUGCUUAUAACAGUGACCUAUGAAGAAGUACUCAACCCUCCUGGGGGAAUUUGGCAAGAAGACUUCAGUAUAAAUGGAACCCAUUGGUCCAAUGUCAUGAAACCCAACCUAAGUUUCAACAAAAAUGCUACUCUUUCCGGAAAGAUUGCAGGGACUCUCAUUGGCCUUAGACUUCUUCCUUUUUGGUUGUUCUUAGCUUCAAAUUCUGUGACAUUUAUGUUCUCAUACGUAACAAUUCUUCUUCUCAUUCCAUUUGAGUAUGAUAUACUCCGCAUAGCCUUUUUCUCCCUCUCUUUUUGCUAUUUUGCUUCAUUGACGGUCAUAGUCCCAAAUCCUAUUUGGUUUUGUUUUCCUUUUAUUUAUGUUAGCCUGCUUCUCAUUUUCUUAUUAACUACAAUAUGGUUGAUUAAGUCCAGACUCUUAAAACGCUACAUGAUUUAA